AUGUAUCCUUGGGGAUCGUGGCGAACAAUCGUUCCGCUAAUUAUUGGUGUUUUGAUUUUGGUGGGAUUUGCAUUUUACGAGGGUUAUCAGACUGACUACGAGGGUUAUCAGACUAACGCGGAUCAGACUAACGCGGUCUUCCCCUACCGUAUCUUCAGCUCGAGAACGGCACAAAUGUCCCUGCUUGGAAGCUUUAUCCAUGGCUUCGUGCUUUAUACUCUUCUACAAUAUCUUCCACUAUUUUUCCAAGCGGUCUACCUCGAAACACCGCUAAAGUCCUCUAUCUCGAUCCUACCAUUCUGCUGUGUAGUCUUUGUCUUUACGGGAAUUACCGCCUUCGCCGUUGACUUCUUCCGGAAAUAUAUGUGGGAAAUUUGGGCUGGAUGGAUUUUCCUCGCUGUUGGCUGUGGUAUCCUCUCACUAUGGGACCAAUCUUCCUCAGUGGCUAUAACUGCUGGUUUCCAGGUUAUUGCGGGGAUUGGUAUUGGGACAAUCUUCAGCGUUCCUCCUAUCCCAAUGCAAGCCAGCGCUGCACCCGAUGACCAGGGUCUCGCAAUGGGAAUAAUGGUCUCAUUCAGGCUAUUCGGUGCCCUUAUUGGUCUUGCAGUUAGUGCCACGACAUUCAGCAGUGUCCUCGCCAAUAGGAUUAGCGGCAUCGAUUUACCUGCUUCUUUGGCAUUGUUAAAAGACCCUAGUGAGGCCGUCAGCUUUAUUCCCUAUUUGCGAACGGCCGACAUCUCUCCUGAUAUACGGGACCUCAUUCGAGAUGCAUACAAGGACGCCAUGCAGACAAUCUGGUAUGAACUGGCAGCUUUUGGAGUAUUGGGUUUCUUGAGCUCUCUAUUCGUGGAGGAAUUGACUAUGGAGACGGAAGAGUUGGGUCGGCAGCAUUUCGAGCAUGAGUCAGACUGA
Messenger RNA from Penicillium verrucosum, 912 nucleotides. RefSeq names its product Major facilitator superfamily domain general substrate transporter. Gene Ontology annotation, biological process: transmembrane transport. The record is from RefSeq and is a predicted model, not a curated record. The transcript has a single exon. NCBI's taxonomy places the organism in Eukaryota, Fungi, Ascomycota, Eurotiomycetes, Eurotiales, Aspergillaceae. Gene Ontology annotation, molecular function: transmembrane transporter activity. The coding region runs from base 1 to 912 and encodes 303 amino acids.